Messenger RNA from Papilio polytes (common Mormon), 2420 nucleotides. RefSeq names its product protein arginine N-methyltransferase 7 (gene Art7). Lineage: Eukaryota; Metazoa; Arthropoda; Insecta; Lepidoptera; Papilionidae. Gene Ontology annotation, molecular function: protein-arginine omega-N monomethyltransferase activity. Gene Ontology annotation, biological process: peptidyl-arginine methylation. The transcript is spliced from 10 exons. Bases 115 to 2373 code for a protein of 752 amino acids. The record is from RefSeq and is a predicted model, not a curated record.
AUCAAUUCUUAAAUAUUGUGGCAAAAGGGUCGGCACAUUGUUUUUGUAAUGUUUUUUUUUUGGAUUAAACGGUGUCUAUAAAUGAAUUGAGACAAAGGUAUAUUGAGAUACUAAAUGUUUACAGUUUUGCACUCAUAUAAAAGUAGUAUUUCACUGUCUUUCGUUAUAAGAUUUAGAAGCUGUACUGCCAAAACUAUGCAAGUUUUCACACAGAACCGUAACCCCAUUACGGGAAGUACUGAUUGGGAAUUGCAGCCUGAAAAUUAUGAUUAUCAUCAGGAAAUAGCGCGUUCAGGGUUUGCUGAUAUGCUACACGAUAAAGAAAGAAAUCAAAAGUAUUAUAGAGCAUUAAGGUUGGCUAUUAAAAAAAUGCAUAAUGAUGGAAAAAAAGCUAAUGUUUUGGAUAUUGGCACAGGGACAGGUCUUCUUUCUAUAAUGGCAGCAAAAUGCGGUGCUGACUCUAUUGUCGCGUGUGAAGCAUUCAAACCAAUGGCAGAGUGCUGCAUUAAGAUAUUGCAGCGUAAUAAUGUUGCUGACAAAAUUACUGUCAUACCGAAACGCUCAACUGAUAUUGUUGUUGGUGAGAACGGAGAUAUGAAAGAAAAGGCAAAUAUUUUAGUCACAGAAGUCUUUGAUACUGAAUUGAUUGGUGAAGGUGCUCUUGCAACAUUUACCCAUGCACACAAGUAUCUUUUAGAGGAAGAUUGUAUAGUAGUGCCAGAUUCAGCUGUGAUUUAUGCACAAGUUGUUGAAUGUCCCACAAUGCAGAAAUGGAAUAAAUUAAAUGAUUUAGCCGAUGAAGAUUUAGAUAUUAUCUUGAGGACACCUCAAAAGAUGAAAGACUGUGCAGGUUCAGCUGCGGUACAUGAUGUACAACUAUCUCAGCUACCUCGUAAAGCGUUUCGUGAACUAUCGGAACAGAUACCAGUGUUCUACUAUGACUGGUCUGGUAAAAGUCCCAUCGAUCUCAAGAAGACUGUCAAACAAGAGUUUACAGUAACUAAUACAGGGAAAGCACAGAUGGUGUUUAUGUGGUGGGAACUUAAUAUGGAUACAGAAGAUCGAAAAGUAGUUAAAAUCAAGCCCAAACUGAAACAAAAGAAUUUACGAUAUCCCACUAAAUUGUUUCCACGGCAACCGAUACCGACUCCUACGAGCAAGGCCGAUACAUCAAUAGUAAUCAGGCGUAAAAUAGUAUUAAGUUGUGCACCCUGGUGGUGUCAUCCUGAUGCAGAUUUAUCUUCGGAAAGACCACAGGAUACAAUACCCUGGAGAGAUCACUGGAUGCAAGCAAUCUACUACCUCCCACAGGAACUAACCGUACAUAAAGACACCGAACUCACUCUCAUCUCAUGUCAAGACGAAUACUCCCUCUGGUUCUACUUAGAAGACCAAAAGACCAGAUACAAAAAUUACCAAAGACCGGUGUGUGAAUGCGGAGUCCAUAUGGCAUUGUCAAGAACACAUGUAUCAUAUUUAAAUGAUGGUAAAAGAAGUAAGAAACUUCUAGCACGACUUAAAGAAGAAUUGGUCAGAGAUGCUAUCGUUCUAGAUCUGAAUGGUAGCACUUUGUUAGGUCUGGCAGCGGCUAAACUUGGCGCGAAGCAUGUUUUUAUUUUAGAAGAUAAUAAAUUUAAUAUCGGAAUUCUACAUGACUAUAUGAAAGAGAAUUUUCUAGAAAAUGUAACGAUUGUUGGGGAAGUUAGUGAUCAUAUAUUGAAAGAGGUUACAAAUGUAACAUGUGAUCCUAAUUUUAGUAACACAAUAAGUCCUUGGGAGAAUCUCAAAAUUGCUUACCUUUUACACCAGUAUAGAGGUAAAUUACGAGAUACAAUCUCAAUAAUACCUGAAGGCUGUGAGUUCUGGGCGAUGCCGGUCGAGUUUUUGGAUUUGCACAAGAUUAGAGUACCUUUAGAGGUCUGUGAAGGAAUUGAUAUGACUAUCUUUGAUCAACUUGUUGAGAGUUCCCGUAUACUAAGCGAUGUGGACAUCGAGGCGCAGCCCCUGUGGGAGUACCCGAGCAAUUGCCGCGGCUUGCCGCGCAAACUACUUACCGUCGACUUCCAAAAUCUCAAGAUGAAACUCGCCACUGAUGGUGUUAAUAGCUUCACGGAUGUGGAGACAGAAGAACGUCAGCGGAUAAACGGGUUUGUGUUAUGGACGUGUUGGUCUGUGGGCGGCAAGACGCUCAGCUGCGGGCCCACGGAGCGGCCGGCGGUGGGCGCGCGCCUGGAGUGGGACCCGCACACGCGACAGGGUGUUAAGAUACUCAAAUACCCGCGUGAAGUGAGCGGCGAUGACAAAUGGAACUAUCAAAUAGUCGCUGAAUUGAACAAAGGAUUAUUCAAUAUUACUAUAGAUUUGGAAAAUUAAUUUGUCGACAUAUUUAUAAAACAUUAAUUGAUUUAUUUUAUUGCAUU